AUGGAAACGCAGUUUCCUGACCCAACUAACAUCAAGAGGUUUGAGCUUUUGAUUAGUCCAGAUGAGGGGAUGUACAGGGGUGGUAAAUUCCGCUUUUCCAUAUCUGCGAACGACAACUAUCCACAUGACCCACCAAAAGUGAAAUGUCUUCAAAGAGUUUAUCAUCCCAAUCUUGACCUUGAUGGCAAUGUUUGCCUUAACAUUUUGCGCGAAGAGUGGAACCCUAUCUUAAAUCUCAACUCAGUCGUCGUGGGUCUUUUGUUCUUGUUCCUCGAUCCGAACGCCGAUGAUCCACUCAACAAAGGCACGUAA
Malassezia globosa CBS 7966 is the source of this 312-nucleotide messenger RNA. RefSeq lists its product as uncharacterized. The record is from RefSeq and is a predicted model, not a curated record. The transcript has 2 exons. Lineage: Eukaryota; Fungi; Basidiomycota; Malasseziomycetes; Malasseziales; Malasseziaceae. The coding region runs from base 1 to 312 and encodes 103 amino acids.